Symbiodinium natans is the source of this 342-nucleotide messenger RNA. The record is from the annotation of a GenBank genome assembly. Lineage: Eukaryota; Dinophyceae; Suessiales; Symbiodiniaceae.
AUGGCUGCGGAGCUGUGGCCAUGGCUCAACGCCACGAUGGAGCUUUGGAGCUCCUUGCUGGGCUGCCAGGCCUGCACCUUCAAGAGCUCCGAGGAGGAGAUCCUUGUUGAAGCUCACGACACAGAGGAAAUGCCACAGGCCUCCGAUGCAAAUGUUUUCCGGUGCAUCCAGUGCCGACGUCUUUCAGCAGACGAGCCUCUCCAAGCAGUUGUGGCCCACAAGCCUACGCAAGUUCGUGGCUGCGCACAUGGGCCGUUCUGCGGACGGUGUGCAAGCAGCGUGCGCAAGCAGGUGUUGGGCCUUUGCGUCUGCCGCGCUUUGGUUUCAGAGUUCCGCCUUUGA